AUGGCACCGAUGGCGAAUCCGGCUCCAUCCACUGAGAAAAUGGAGGUUGACGAACCGGCUAAAGUUGAGGAAAAAGAACCACCAAAGGAUCUCAAUGCAAUCGCAGUGGAAAAUAUCAAAGAACACUGUGCUUUACUCGACAAGGGUGAUGUGCAUUUUGUGGGACGUGUUCUACAGGUGGUGCACAAGACAAGGAAGCAGUGCAACGCUGAAGUUUUGCAUCGCCUACUUGCAAGUCAGCUAACCGCACCAUCGUUACACAAAGAUGCCCUUCUUGCAUGGGUUCCGUGCAACAUUCCCGUGGCCAUGGAGGUGGAUACAAAACUUGCUGCUCCCUCGUCUACACAGAUAUCCUUCCUCUACAAAGUGAGUUCAGAAUGA
Cooperia oncophora is the source of this 381-nucleotide messenger RNA. The record is from the annotation of a GenBank genome assembly. Lineage: Eukaryota; Metazoa; Nematoda; Chromadorea; Rhabditida; Trichostrongylidae.